AUGGAGGCACCUGCAUUGUAUCUGGGUCUCUUCAUUCUCAUCUUUCUUCUAAUUUUUACAUGGAGGAUGCACAGGAGACGGCUCUCUUUGCCUCCUGGACCGAUCCCUCUGCCAUUUGUGGGGAACCUGUUUCAAGGAAGUUUUUUACUUUAUGAGUCUUACCUCAAGCUCUGCAAGCAAUAUGGUCCAGUCUUCACUGUUUGGCUCGGCAAUACACCUGUGGUUGUACUCUGUGGAUAUUCAGUAGUUAAAGAUGCCCUCAUAAAUUAUUCCCAUCGCUUCAGUGAUCGUGGACCUUUGCCAAUAACAGCCAGAUUGGCUAAAAGUUACGGUAUCAUAGGUACCAAUGGGGAGCACUGGAGACACACAAGACGAUUUGCUAUCACCACAUUAAGAAAUUUUGGAAUGGGAAAAAGAUCAAUGGAGCAAAGAGUGCAAGAAGAAGCUGAGCACCUUAUCAAGGCUAUAGAAGCUACACGUGGUGAAGCAUUUAACCCUCAAGCAGUUCUUGGACGUGCGGUGAACAAUGUUAUCAAUCUAGUUGUGUUUGGCAGAAGAUGGGACUAUGAGGACGAGACAUUCCUGAAGCUCCUAGACAUCACAAAUAAUCUGUUUAACUUUGUCCGGGCUCCUCUAGGAGUGGCAUAUGUAGCAUUUGAAAGGAUAAUGAAGCAUCUGCCUGGCAGUCAUCAGAAGAUCUUUCAAGACUGCGAAGACAUGAAAUCUUUCAUCAGGGAGCAAAUAGAAUCUCACAAGAAGACACUAAAUCCGGAUGCCCCCCGAGAUUUCAUAGACUGCUUCCUCAUAAAGGCAAACAAGGACAAUGAAACAAAUGGUGAAGAAUUUAACCAAGAAAAUUUGGUUGUCGUAGCCUUUGAGCUUUUCACAGCUGGGACAGAGACCACAUCGAAUACUCUCCAGUUCAGUCUUCUGCUGAUGAUGCAAUAUCCACAUGUCCAAGAAAAGGUGCAGAAGGAGAUCGAUACAAUCAUUGGUUCAAGCAGGAUGCCUGGAAUGGCUGACCAGUCCCAGAUGCAUUACACAAAUGCUGUGGUACAUGAAAUCAUGAGAUAUGUAGAUAUUGUUCCAAUGGCUCUUGCUCACCAGGUGUCAGAGGACACAUUCUUCAGAGGUUUUAUGAUCCCUAAGGGAACCAUCGUAUUCCCUCUCCUUGGCUCAGUUUUAGCAGAUCCAGACUGCUGGAAGACUCCUUAUGAUUUUAAUCCAGAAAACUUCUUGGACCAGAAUGGAUUGUUCUGCACACAUGGUGCUUGGAUGCCUUUCUCAGCAGGAAAAAGGAUCUGCCCCGGUGAAGGACUGGCUCGUAUGGAAAUCUUCCUCUUCUUGACUGCUCUGCUUCAGACGUUCACAAUAAAACCUGCAAAUCCAUCUGACACAUAUGACCUGUGGACCCUUAGAAGAGCCUUCAGAAAAAAAGGACUUUCUUAUUGUUUGAGUGCCUAUCCCCGCACAUAACAAAGGAAGCACACCAGUAGUAAAAAGUCAGAGAAUCUCGACUUGUAUUUUCUCUUCGAGAAGUCCAGUUGCUCUGCAUUUUUACUACUGAUAUACCAUGACCUCGAUGAAUGAGAAUCUUCAUAGAUGUAUGAAAGGAAAAUUCAUACUUUCUACACAAAUAUGGCAACUACAGAAAUUGAUAUUUAGAUUCACUGACGCUUUUUCUCUAAUUUCUCACUUUUUUAAUCACAUGACUUUUGUUUUUGUUGAUUUCAUUAUAGAACAAAAUGUGGCAAGACAAGUCAACUAUAAAUUCUACAAUUUC
Molecule: messenger RNA, 1783 nt
Organism: Bufo bufo (common toad)
Lineage: Eukaryota; Metazoa; Chordata; Amphibia; Anura; Bufonidae
Product: cytochrome P450 2A13-like
Exons: 9
Coding region: 1-1476 (491 amino acids)
Biological process (GO): xenobiotic metabolic process
Cellular component (GO): cytoplasm; intracellular membrane-bounded organelle
Molecular function (GO): oxidoreductase activity, acting on paired donors, with incorporation or reduction of molecular oxygen, reduced flavin or flavoprotein as one donor, and incorporation of one atom of oxygen; heme binding; iron ion binding
Source: RefSeq, a predicted model, not a curated record